Petromyzon marinus (sea lamprey) is the source of this 1271-nucleotide messenger RNA. RefSeq names its product C-signal-like. The record is from RefSeq and is a predicted model, not a curated record. Gene Ontology annotation, molecular function: oxidoreductase activity. Gene Ontology annotation, cellular component: cytoplasm. NCBI's taxonomy places the organism in Eukaryota, Metazoa, Chordata, Hyperoartia, Petromyzontiformes, Petromyzontidae.
CUGUGACGAUCUUCGCUCACUGCCUCUCACGUCUCCUCUCACCUCUCACGUCCCCUCUCUCACGUCUCACCUCUCUCCUCUCAACCCUGAACCUCUCUCGUCUCGCGACCCCAUGGCGACGCCGCGCUCCGUGCUGGUGACGGGAGCGAACCGGGGUCUGGGGCUGGAGCUUGUGCGCCAGCUACUGCUGCUGCCGCCGCAGGGCACUGCGGACCCCGGCCCCCGUGUGCUCGCCACCUGCAGGGACCCCCACGGGCCCGGCGCGCAGGCGCUGCGGGAGCUGGCGAGCGCUCACCCUCAGCUCACGGUGCUUCAGCUCGAGGUGACUUCGCAGGAGAGUGUGGCCGCUCUGGCGCUCGCCGUGGAGAAGACCUUGGCAGGGGAGGGGUUGAACGCGCUCAUCAACAAUGCGGGCGUGGCGCUGAUGGCCCCGCUGGGAAGCGUCAAGGCCGAGGACAUGACGCACAGCUACAACGUGAACGUGGUGGCGCCGCUCAUGAUCACGCAGGCCCUGCUCCCACAGCUGCGCAUCGCCGCCGAGAGGAACAAGGCCGAGCCGCUGGGCUGGGGUCGCGCCAUCGUCGCCAACAUCUCGUCCAUGCUGGGCUCGCUGCACUUCGCUGCGUUGGCACCCACGGGCGAGUGGGGCUACUCCUACCCGGCCGCCAAGGCCGCUCUCAACAUGGUGACGCGCUGCCUGCUGCGUGAUCUGCAGACCUCGGGGGUGUUUGUGGUCAGCGUGAACCCGGGCUGGGUGAAGACGGACAUGGGCGGCCCAGAGGCCCCGCUGACGGCGCAGGAGAGCGUCGCGGGGAUGCUGCGCGUCCUCGCCACCCUCACGCCGGAGGAGAAUGGAGGAUUCUACGACCACGAGCACAAACCCGUGGCCUGGUGAAGCCGCCCCCCCUCCCCCGGGGCCCCCUGCGGCCCACCACCGGGGCUGAUGGAGCAGGGCGGUGUGCGCCGGUGGGGGACGCUGGUGAAAAACACCGGCAAAAUUAACGGGCAAACGCUGGGUUUGUCGGCGGUGUGCCGCGUUUAACAUACAUUUUAAAUGCGUUACCAUUACGUUAGGCUGUCUGUAAUGCAUACGAAAGGCGCAGUGAUAAAUAAUGUAGCCUAUAUGUAAUGCGUGUAUUACAAGCAACGGAGUAUUACGCAACACACUGUGUGCAUUCUGGCAACUUAAAAAAAAAACACUUUAAAUCAUGGUGGCGGUAGAAACGCGGCUAGGCUGUGCCGAAACCCGCAAUAAAUGUGAACCUUGUCAA